AUGUCGGUAUUUAAAUUAAAACGCAUUCCAACAACGGCAAGUCGAAUAGAUAUAUUGCCAGAUGAAUCGAGUUGGCCAGAGACAACUUCGGCACAGACGGCUUCAACGAAAAGUAAAUUCAACGUUCGAAAGCCCAGUCUUGGCGGUGCUCGUCGGCCAAACAACACCACCACCACAGACAAUGGUUACAGUAGCGCCGUUCGUCGUAGCACUAUUGCUUGGGGGACUAUGUCUCAAACGCUGAAUCUUCAAGUUGAACAAUAUAGACGUUCGUCCGAAUUAGCUGCUGCCCGCCCUAGAUCAAAUAGGGUAAUUAAAGAACGACAUGAUCACAUUACCACGGUGUUUGAGGAUGCAAAAGAUUCUGACGAGGAGGCAUCGAUAAUUGUCCCAAGGAAGCCAUCGUAUCAUCGCGCAAGUACAGCAGGUUCAAUAGCCGAAUUUGAAGAAGGGAUAACGGGAGAUGUAUCAUUGCUAAGAACGGACGUACACAUCGUUCCGAUAGCGACCCUUGUCGAACGAUUUCAUGCAAACUUGCAAAAUGGUUUGAGUGAUGCUAUAGUCACAGAACAUCGUGCUCAAUACGGGAAGAACACAUUAACACCACCGCCAAAACCGAGUUAUCUCUGGAUGCUUCUCAGACAGAUGCUUGUCGGUUUAAUGGAAUUUUAUGGGUCGCUACUUUAUUCGCUUUUCUAA
This is a messenger RNA of Rotaria socialis, 699 nucleotides long. The record is from the annotation of a GenBank genome assembly. NCBI's taxonomy places the organism in Eukaryota, Metazoa, Rotifera, Eurotatoria, Philodinida, Philodinidae.